Molecule: messenger RNA, 422 nt
Organism: Gongylonema pulchrum
Lineage: Eukaryota; Metazoa; Nematoda; Chromadorea; Rhabditida; Gongylonematidae
Source: the annotation of a GenBank genome assembly
UUGUUUGAAAAUUUAAGUGUCGUAUUCCUAUACUACAAAAAAAGUGUGAAAAAUGUGUUUGAAGUUAAAGCAGCUGAAAACGACGACGAGCACUGUUUCCACAAGGGUCUUCCAGUGAACCGCGUCAAAGUGCUGGAGGAUGAUGAUUUUAAGUAUAUCAAAGAACUAUGCGAAAAUCAUGCAGGAUGGAAUCUCGCAUACGAUAAACGAAUGGUGAAAGUGUGGACGAAAGCCGCGAAAGCAACAUUAUCAGACGUACCGGCCUCUGUGGCUUAUGAUGUGUUGCAUGACCCCUACUACAGGUCCAGCUGGGACAAGUAUCAUGUUGCGGCAAAAGAUAUAGGCAUAAUCAAUCCCAACAAUGAUGUCUGCUAUUACGCUGGUAUGUGUUUCAUUUUAGUCAGGUCACGAUCACGUUAGUU